Molecule: messenger RNA, 4210 nt
Organism: Zootermopsis nevadensis
Lineage: Eukaryota; Metazoa; Arthropoda; Insecta; Blattodea; Termopsidae
Gene: MED17
Product: mediator complex subunit 17
Biological process (GO): regulation of transcription by RNA polymerase II
Cellular component (GO): core mediator complex; mediator complex
Molecular function (GO): transcription coregulator activity
Source: RefSeq, a predicted model, not a curated record
UCAGCACUGAAAUUAUCAGUAUUAUUAUAACUAAUUAAAUUUUAUUAUACUACAAAAUUUUAAACAUUACUUUCACACCAAGAAAUGCAAGAUAUUUCUAGUAAUAUUGUUCACAAAGUAAAAAUUUCUGUGUUAGCUAUUAUGGAUUAUGUUCAAUUUUUAAGCAAUUCUGUUCAUUCUAUUUCCCAGCAAAUUACUGCUCUUCUUUUAGCCAAGCACAGUAGUUGGUUACAAAAGUUUGGCAAGUUUGUCUUAUGAAAAGCAUUUAAAUAAAAUGUGCAUAAUGGUCAACUGAAAAGGUUGUUUUAGCAGUAAUAUAUGUGAUUUAUGUCAAGGUAGCUGAUUCACAUUAAGGAGACUUAUAAUUUCAGGAAAGUGGUGGCCAGGGUUUGGUUACGAAUAGGGUCAGGAAUUAUUAUUGCCAUUGCAUUCAACAUGUUCUGAGGCAUAUCUAUCCUAUUGUGCUCUUUCUCUAACAGUAAGGGCUGGAUCAUGAAGCAGACCUUGACUUCUUGUGCCAGUUUACAGAAUGUGUGGAGUUCACAAUAAAGUAUUAUUUAUUUAGUCAAUGGCAAAUUUGCUGUCUAACCAUGAGGUUAGGUUAGGCUAGUGAUAUGCUGGUGAUGAGGAUAUUUGUAAUGGCGUUACUAUCGUCCUGCCUCACGACCUUGAGCAUUCGUCAUGUUGAUGGUAACAGUUGUAGGAAUUUAGAAAUCAAGAGUUUGGAGUAGUCUACGAUGGCAUAACAUACAUAAGAAAAUAACGAAUAUUCGUCCAACAGUUUCUAGUUUUUGAAUACACGUGGGCAGAAUAUCAUGCUCAAUUGCAUCAUGGGAUUUUAAUCUUUGGUUAGAUACUAGAACCGCAGUUUCGGUGCAUAUUUUCCACAAAGCGGUAUUAAGACUUAGAAUUUAGUAAUGUUGUAUAACAAAAAAUAAAAAAAAAUUGUCUUUGGUUUACUGUACUCCCUUCUGUAGUAUUACUCCAUGUCUGUGUGUUUCUUCUUAAUCUAACAUGGCGUAUUCAGUGAAUAUAUCUGUUGAAGCUCCAAUUGAAAAUCAGAUUCAAGAAAUUACGUACGAUGGACAAGAAAUUUAUCAGUCACCGUUGUCAAUGUCAGAGAGUCUUGCUAAACUUGCCCAAAAGAUAGAUUUCAGUAAAGCAAGUACAGAAGACAUAAUAAAGGAAACUGGAGAACAAGACAAGACUGAUGAUGAUUCAACAACAAAGGAAGCUGCUACAUUCCAGUCAUCUCUGUGGCCAUGGGACUCUGUUAGGAAUAAGCUAAGAAAUGCACUGACAGAGGUGUGUGUUCUCGCAGAUGUUCUUGCAAUUGCAAAAGAGAAACGAUACAUUGUGUUAGAUCAAGUUCCUCAGGAGGCUUUGGAGACCAAACCAAUGGUUCAGGUGUAUGCACGCAAAAAGGCCUUGGCAGGUGCAGCUGCCGUUCUUUUGGCAGGAGCAGAGAGACUGCGAGCCUCACAGAAUGAAUUGGCACGCAAUCGAACCACACCUGAUUUCCACAUCGAGCUGCUUCGUCUGCGUCAGAACUGGAGGCUCAAGAAAGUUUCUAAUUCAAUCAUUGGUGAUCUGAGUUACAGGACAGCUGGUUCCAAGUACGCACAGACAGGGAUGUUUGAAGUGACAAAAGCUGAAGAAGAAUGUCAAACCACUGGAAGUCCUCCCCCGUCACCUGGAGCUGGUGCAGGUGUAGUACCUCCGAAGUCAAGUUCUGCACUGCGAGUGACUGUACCCAGUGAGCUGCAGGGUGUUGCAUAUAUUGAAGUGCUCUGUCAGAAAGACCAGGAAGAUCUGUGCAGCGCAACUAUAAACCUACUGGGUUCGGGUCCAACUAGCACUAACCCUGACGUGCACUGGCAGCAGAAAUUGGAGGCAGCACAGAAUGUUCUGUUCUGCAAGGAACUGUUUAACCAGCUGGCAAAAGAAGCUGUUCAACUGCAGGCGCCUAUCCCACAUAUGGUAGUUGGCAACCAGAUCAUGGCAACAGUGCUGCCUGGAAUCCAACUGAUCAUCGGCUUAUGUCAUAGUACAGGCACUGACAAGAAACCAAACCUGACACCUCCACAGAAAUCUGAACAUGAUCAUGUUUUGGAACACUCAUUGCAUCAACUUCUGCGUGAGGUACAUCAUAAGAACACACAUCACCCGUUUCCUCACCCCUCUUCAGGGCCACUAGGCCCGAGCAAGAAACGGUGCUUGGCAGGACCAAUGGCAGCUGACAGAUAUGAGCUACUGGAGAUGACUAAGAGCCAGACACUUUUGGAACAGAUAAUUCAACAGGCCCAACAUUUCUUUAUGCGUCUCCGCACAGAAUACGUGUUGGAUACAAUUGCAAAGGAGGUGAAGGACCCACUGAUUGUAUCGCAUUGGAAUGCACUCAACUCUCCCACACAGUCUUGUGUGAAAAUCAAUAUCAUGACACAUGGCUAUGACUCAGUCUAUAGGACACCAUUGGUUGUGCAUGUUGGGGAGAAGGCCCUGAAAUGUGUGUGCCGGGAUGGACGAGUUAUGCACAUGUCAUACGAACCACAGGAGCUACGAGACCUCGUCUUUUGUCAGAUUUACCAACAUCAGAUUACUGCAGUGCAGGGACUAGCCAAGUGCAUGGGUUGGCAGUACCUAGCGAACAGCACACAUCUUGGGCUUGGGGCUGUGGAGCCACUGGGCAAUGCCAGCAGCUGUAUUCUGGCUUCUCCGAUAGGUGACCGAAUUAUUGCAGUGCGUUGCGAGCCACAAACUGGCGUCCAAGUUGCCAUUGCACAGUCACCACGUAAGGACUUCUUUCCAGGUCAGCUGGUCAAAGAGCGGAAAUGGGAAAAUCUUGGCGGGAGUUUCAAGGAAGUUCGAUGGGACAAAAUGGAGGGAAAGAAUUUUCUUAACAAGAUGGAACUCUUGAUGUCAAGCUUGACAAGUUCACAGUGAGCUCAUUUGCAAGGCACAAAUUUGUGUGGUACCAGGCGAAUAGCAGGUGUUGCACGGAGAUUUAAAGAUAUGAUCUGUAUAUAUCUGAAAACUUUGGUCACAGGAGUUUGAUUACGUAACUACUGUGGUUAUAACACCGUUAUGUGAUCAUAUAUAUUUAUAUGUGAAUAAGUUCAGGAGUCUUUUGGUAUGAAUCGUUUGGAGUUAAAAACAUAAAACUUCAUUUGCUGUUCCAGAAGAACACAUCAAAGUGUUCAGAUCUCACCUUUUGCUUCCAGCCACUUUUUUUUAGGAAAAUAGCAUUUUACUAGAAUAACAACUCAUAGGUAGUCCUCAUACCAGAUUGAUUUAAAAACUGGAGUAUAUGUGAGUACCAUUUGAAGUAUUAGCUCCAGUCAUCACCAUUACUAAAACUGGCCAUGUGUCGCACUAGCAUGCUGCUAGACUGGGUAACCCAGGAGUUAAAAUCUGACUGACAGCCCCAUAGUACGUGUGUUUAAAUCACAUAUUCCCAUAUGAUAACAGUUAAUUUGAAUAAAAUUAUUAUUUUUCACCCUCAGACAUUAUUAAGCUGUGAAACAUCUUUAAAUCCAAAUAUGCCAUAAGAUUAGGACCCCUUCAGUGUUUCAGAAUACUAGAACACUUGUUUUCGUAGUGUAAUGACAGAAAUAAACUGAUAGUAUUAGUUUGUACACCACAUCUACGUACAGAGAAUUAAAGGACAGAAACGUAGAUUGUCCCUAGAAUAGACAUUACAAGUAAAUGUACUAUUUGGGCAUUACAGUAUGAGGAUCAUCCACAGCCCAUGUAUGUAUUCAUGUUGAUAUUUAAAGAGUUGAAGUCCACACAUUGUAGGUUGUAGAAACUAAAUGUUAUAAACUGAAAAUGCUCUCCAUAUGUAUGUUAACUGGAAGUUUAAAAGAAUUUGUCUUGAAAUAAGGUGGGACUGACACCUUAUCAUCUGAUUAGAUCUGUAACACUGGGUCUGAGCACAAGCUGUGAAGAGGUACAGGGGAAUGGAGGUAAAGCUGUAUGUAUAUUUAACCUUGUCUUGCUUCAAGUGCUUUCCCCAAGUGAAAGAGUCCCCCGUAUCGAACCGGAGGUUCAGUGGUCCCUAGAGCUGUUUAAACAUUGCAGUAAGGAAAGAAUUCUACAGCUUCUAUCCAAUUUAUAACCCAUUAUUUUUACUGAUUGAGCAAUCAAAGCUCACAAUUAGACCUUUUAAUAUUUAAUUUUUUCUUGUUGCAUUUGGUUUGUGGUUCUAUAA